Solenopsis invicta (red fire ant) is the source of this 11985-nucleotide messenger RNA. RefSeq names its product protein turtle. Gene Ontology annotation, cellular component: axon; plasma membrane. Gene Ontology annotation, biological process: homophilic cell-cell adhesion; axon guidance; dendrite self-avoidance. The record is from RefSeq and is a predicted model, not a curated record. Lineage: Eukaryota; Metazoa; Arthropoda; Insecta; Hymenoptera; Formicidae. The transcript is spliced from 16 exons. The coding region runs from base 1832 to 5920 and encodes 1362 amino acids. Gene Ontology annotation, molecular function: cell-cell adhesion mediator activity.
ACGCUGUCAUGGCGCCGCGCAGCAUCGCCAGGCAAGCGGUACCUCGGUGUACUCCCUCGCGGCGCGUUACGUGUUCUUCAGGGUUCCGCGAGCGACGGCGACGAGCGACCUGGUGAAAUUCGCGUGCGUCCGCGUUGUCGCGUUCACGCGCGGCGAACCGCUCGUCGCGUCGCGUCCGAAUCGGGCGUCCGAGCGUCCUCGCAAGCGCGGUUGUGGUGCUCCACUCCUCGCGCUCUCUUCGUGACCCCCGCCGUGGUACCCCGGCACUGACGGCCGUCGACCGUCGUCGCCGCCGCCGCUGCGAAGACGCGGUCCGAGAAGACGUGUAAAGAGCGGCUCGUCGUGACUCGUGCGAGUAUCGGGGGUCCGCGGCGGUGAACCGCCUCGCGUCGCGUCGCGACGUUCGUCACUCGCGGAUAUCGCCGUUCGAGUGCACGCGAUCCGAACAGUAGUGACGCGAGUGACGGCGACGAUCCACGGUGAUCAUCAUCGUGGAGAUCCAUCGUCGCGACGGUGGAGAGUGGCACACGUUCGGUUGGCUCGCCCGCGCCGCCAUCGAUCGCGAAGGUCGAGGCUGAAGGUCGCGGAUUCGUCAUCUUCAGAGAGGUUAUCCUACGGUGCAUCCGCUGAAACUCAGUGAUCUAACGUUAAUCCCGGCAACGUCGGUGUGCGCGCGCUUUUCCACGGAACCACGAGCGCCCGGGGUAUCGCGAACCCGCUGGUUCCUAUAGUGUUGCUGUACGGUUGGUGUAUACGCUAGAUGAAUCGAUGACGGACGAGAGGAGAUCGUGAUAAUCGAGACCUCGAUACGCGCGAUGUCGCGGUGCAACCGAACACGUGACUGAGGUGGCGGAGCAGCGGCGCGGGAUCUUGGCGAGUUUCUGCUUGGGAAAUCGACAUCGGCGAAGAUAGGCGGGGGUGGCCGCCGCGGGUGGAUCGAGCUGGCAACGGCUGGGUUUCGUCGCGACGUGCUACUAGGAAUAACAAUGUCCUAGCGAAGGCAGGACCGCGUCUCUAGGCCGAUCCCCCUCAUCCUGAUCCACUUCUCUUCCAGAAACCUUCACACGUACACACACAUAUCCCGCCGGUCCUGAUCACCAACGUACACCCACGACCUACCAUCAUCGCGUCCUACACCCGCGCUUGUGCUGCUAUAGAUUCGACUGCACACAUGUAAUCGGCCGUACGCACACACACACACACACACACACACACACACACACACGCACACACAUACACACACACACACACACACACACACGCGCGCAUACGUACACACGUACAUAGACACCGUACACGACAUGUAGAGAUACUCAUGUACCACUCGUGUACCAGAAGAGCGUAAACGAAAAAGAGACUUACACACGCACAGACGCGCCGUUUCAACGCCUUUUGUCCGCGGCAUCUUUUCUAUCUUUUCAUUCUCGACGUAUCGUCGCGUGACUCACACGCACAGGACACACGCAAAAGUGGAAACGCGCGCGCGAGCGGACACCGGAAGGACACGUACCUCGGAGACGGGCGCGCGAGCCUCCCGAAUCCAGCCAAGUCCAAAGUCCUUAAUCCUGUGGGGUGAUCCUGGCCCCGCCCGUACGCGAAGGAACCACACCCCGGCGAGCGAGAGAGCGAGACACCGAGAGCGACCGGGAGGAGGAAUUCAGGGUCCGGAUUUAACAGGCUCCUGGUGAUGAGAGUGACACAUUGCGGGGGUUAAAGUGCCUGUUGAGAACGGCGAGGAAGUGGCGAGGUUCGUAAAAAUCGGCAUCGGGGGCGGACGAUCCGGGCAGCGGUAGUGGUGGCGGAGCGGCAGGGGUACUAUGGGAGCGGGGGUAUGGGGGGCGGAGGAGGGCUACAAGCCACGGACCUCCGGCGAAGGCUCGAGUUCCAGUGCACCGGAGGAACUUGUUCGCAGGGUCUGCGAUCCCUAAGGCACGACAGCUACCAUGCUACCGAGGAGAACGCCGCGUGUGACGACUACGAGGACAGGAGGACUGACCACGAAGCGAUUCUCGCUUCCGGUCAGCCUACCUGCACAGGCUGCCGGCGGUCGUACAGGCGCCAGGAGAGCGAAGCGGUUGAGAAAAAGGAGACCCUGAAGCGACGCAUGCCCGAAUCGGAUGAGAUCGGUGCGGUGUACCGGAAGCUGCGGCUUUGCCUGGGCCUUUUCGAGCACGACAGUAAAAACGAUGAAGCGGAAAAGGAUGACAAAGAGAAGAGGUAUCGGUUACGGUGGUGUCGCAGGGGCUUCCGACGAAUCGUGGAAGUGGCGACAAGAGCUCUGCUCCUUGGCAUCGCGCUUCUCGUCACGCCAGGACUUUGUCAGCAGGACGCGGUGCACAUCACGGCUAUUCUCGGGGAGAGCGUUGUCUUCAACUGUCACGUAGAGUUCCCCGGUGAGCACCCAGUGCCCUACGUUCUCCAAUGGGAGAAGAAGGUAGGCGACACGGUACGAUAUCGGACGAUAUCGCCUCUGCUCUCUAUAUCCGAGACACCGAUAUACAUAUGGUACGAGUCGUAUCCGACCCACAGUGGCGAAGGAUAUGAGGGUCGUGUCUCGAGGGUAGGCGAGAACUCACCGUACGGCCAGGCUAGCCUCAAUCUGACGAACAUCCGCGAGAGCGAUCAAGGAUGGUACAAGUGCAAGGUCGUCUUCCUCAACAGGUCGCCCAACAGUCACAAGAACGGUACCUGGUUUCAUCUAGACGUCCACGCGCCACCCAGAUUCAGCAUAACGCCGGAUGAUAUGAUAUAUGUGAAUCUGGGCGAUGCGAUAAUACUCAACUGCCAGGCUGAGGGUACUCCGACGCCAGAGAUCCUUUGGUACAAGGACGCGAACCCGGUUGAGCCAAACGGUCGAGAUGUUGGGAUAUUCAACGACGGCACCGAGCUCAGGCUCUCGACGAUCAAGACCGAGGACAUCGGCGAUUACACCUGCAUCGCCAGGAACGGAGAGGGCCAGAUCAGCCACACCGCGCGCGUCAUCAUCGCCGGUGGAGCCGUUAUUAUGGUGCCGCCGACGAAUCAAACGAAGCUGGAGGGCGAGAAGGUGCAAUUCUCCUGCGAGGCGAAAGCACUUCCCGGUAACGUGACGGUGCGCUGGUUUCGCGAAGGCGCCCCCGUCACGGAGGUCUCGGCCCUGGAUACCAGAGUGUCGAUCAAGAUGGACGGCAGCCUGGUUAUCAACCCCGUCAGCGCCGAUGACUCCGGUCAAUACUUGUGCGAGGUCACUAAUGGCAUCGGCGAUCCUCAGACUGCUAGCGCCUAUCUGAACGUUGAGUACCCGGCGAAGGUCACGUUUACCCCCACUGUCCAGUACCUGCCGUUCCGUCUGGCCGGUGUGGUCCAGUGUUACAUAAAAGCCAACCCGCCUCUGCAAUACGUGACCUGGACCAAGGAUAAACGCCUACUCGAGCCUUAUCAGACGAAGGACAUUGUUAUCAUGAACAACGGCUCCCUGCUCUUUACACGGGUCAAUGAAAAUCACCAAGGCAGAUAUACCUGCACGCCUUAUAACGCCCAGGGCACGCAGGGCAGCUCGGGUCCGAUGGAGGUCCUCGUGCGAAACCCGCCUGUCUUCACCCUCGAGCCGGAACCAGUCUACACGAAGAAGGUCGGCGAGACGGUCGAGAUGCACUGCGACGCUCAAGAGGCCGACGGAACGCAGAAACCAACGAUACAGUGGCAUCGGAGGGAUGGCGGACCCAUCCAACGCAGUCGAGCAAAGACCGUCGGCGGCAAUUUAACCAUAGAGAGCCUUCGACGCGCGGAUUUCGGAUUUUAUCAAUGCGUCGCCUCCAACGAAGUCGCCACCAUCUCAUCCUCGACGCAGUUGAUCGUCGAGGGCACGCAACCCCAUGCACCUUACAACGUGUCGGGCACUGCCACGCAAUUCGCGGUAACGCUAAUUUGGUUACCAGGCUAUUCCGGUGGUCCUGAUUACAAGCAAGAUUAUACUAUCUGGUAUAGGGAAUCGGGAACUUCGGAAUGGAAGACAAUCCCCGUGACUCCAUCGGGCAGCACAACGGUGACGAUCAACAAUCUCACGCCUAGCACGCUCUACGAAUUUCAAGUAAUCGGGAAGAACGCCCUAGGCGAGGGAAUGCUGAGCAAAGUCAUCACAGUCAGAACGCUCGACAUCCUCGAUUACAAAACCCUCGUAUUACCGACUGAUUCCACAGGAAACCCUGCGUUUCCGCCAAUCUUACGACCGAAAGGACCAAAGCCAGGUACUCCCCGGAACCUCACGGUGACGGAAAUCAGCAACGGUUUUCUGAUAACCUGGCAACCUCCCGUGGAGAAAGCCCAUCUUAUCCAAUACUAUACUAUCAAGUACAAGACGGACGGACCUUGGAAAACGCUCAACAAGGGCCAAAUACGACCCGAGGAGACCAGUUAUUUAGUGAAGAACCUGGUCGGUGGUAGGACCUACUAUUUCCAAGUGUUCGCCAACUCAGCCACAAAUUACGGCGCGAGCGACCAGGUGAAGUUUGCCGUGCCGGCUCGUGUUAAGCACAAAGCGAUCACCGCGGGCGUCGUCGGCGGCAUCCUCUUCUUCCUUGUCGCCAUCAUCCUCAGCAUAUGCGCGGUGAAGAUAUGCAAUAAACGGAAGAGACGAAAACAGGAGAAAGAACUGCUUUCAGCGUAUAAUAUGGUGGCCUGCCGGCUCACCGACGCCAGGAACGGCGCAGGGCAGGGGCCCCAGGGAACAGUGCCUUUGAAAAAACCUAGAAAAAGCCGAGUACCAGGUUUAAGCCUUCUGAAGGAGAUCCUGAGCCCGGAUACCCCGGAUUCGUGCCGUUGUCGUCCGCUGGGCAAGAUCUCGCGGGCGGCCGACGGCCGGUUCGUCGUGGCGGACUCGGUCCUCAGCUCGGCCAACAACAGCAUCCUGGACGUCUCUAGCAGCGACGAUGGUGGUUUCCUGCCGAAGCAGCGGCUCAAGUCCUCGUGGCGACGGCCGCUGGUUGGCACCAGUCAGCUCAGCUUGAGAUCCGAAGGCAGCGGCGUGUCCAUUGGUCCUCUGCCAUCGAGCUGUCAUCACCAUGGCGUUGUUAAUCCGUUGGCGGGGAUACCGCCCGCAACCAUUUACACGAUCACGUCGCCCAGGUUUCUAGCCAGUUCGCCGAGCGGGGCUCAGGUUCCCUGGACACCUUUGUACUUCAGCGAUCUCAGCUCCGUCAAGCAACCAUCCUCCGGCGAACGUUCCUUCCCUACGCCGCCCGGCUACCUCCAGCUUCGCAGCGUGCAUCAGCGAUACAGCCAAGAGUUGCCAUCGCUCAAGGCGAUCCACGCCGAGUCGAGGCGGUUCGUGCCAGUGCAGCCAUUGGCGACGUCUUCGCCGCCGCAGCCAGCCGGACGACCGAGGGCGAGGUUGCCGCCGAGACACGCCAGGCACGCCAGAUCGGCACCGGAGCUCGCUGCCUCGCCCGACCUGGAGACCUCGCCCGAGAGCAGAUCGAGCAGUUCGGGUUUCGGUAGCAAGAAUACCUCGCAGCAGAACCAGAGCUCAAGAAGCGGUAGUACGGUCGCCGAAUGGAGGCCACCGCCUUACAGGCCACCCCCGCCGCCGUUAGUCGGCCGCUGGCUCGAGCUUCAGGAUCAAGCCAAGGUGGGGCACACGCACAUACAGAACGCCGUGGACGCCGGCAGCGUCGACGGCCACUACGAGUUCGAUCCGGUGUCGUGCACGCCGACACCCACGUCGGCCUCGACGCCUACGCGGGAGGAGAGACCACCGAUGCAUCAAAUCCACACGAUCCACGUUCCCCACAUUCAUCAAGUGCACACGGUACAACAGCAGGCGCCCAGGUACAGCAGAGAGAACAUAGAGGCCCGAGUACAGGCAAUGAAGGCGGAAUUUCAUCAGUUUCGGCAGAGACAGGCGAGAAGACGACAAAGCGCGCACUUGGAAAGCGCGUGUUGAACGAGAUCGAUGAGAACUCGAGGGAGAUCUUGAUGAUAGACCAACGAUGCCGCUGCAUCGUCAGUCUUACGUACAAUCGAAUUGAAAACGAUUUCAAUGAUCGCAGAGUUAAAUACAGAGUUAAAUAAUGUGAGAGACGAAAGUAAUUCUUGAAAAGAAGAGAAGCCGAGAGAAAUUUUGAGGAAAGCUAGCUAUCGCUCGUGAUUAGAUUUUGGUACUGGCUCUUUUGACUACCGUAGAAAAAAAAAUCGCGCGUUACAACACGGCGACGACAACGUGAUCAUCACCGAAGACCAACUACCGCAGCACAACGAGGAUCAUCAUCACACGUGAUUCCGCAUUUAGAGGAGUUUAAGUCAAUUCUAGUAGCUGGACAUCCAUCUACAAAAGAAGGCUGUUAUAAGCAUCAGCUCAGGAUACAUAAGUUUCGCACGACCACGAGAAGGGAGCGACGUAGUAGAACCGUACGUUAAGACGAUAAUCUUUCGGAGUUUCGCCCGUUUUACCGAUUAAGAGGACCGUCGAGUAUCCUACGGGGGAAACAAUCUCGAUAUCAUUUACUCGGGGGGGGGGGGAGGGGGGCUAACCCAGCGACGCCGAUCGCGCUGGUACGAUAAUAGAAACGAAGUGCGUAAACGAAAAUGUUCGAAUCCGAUUAUUAUUGGUCAUAUCCCGCGUACACCAACCACGCCUAUGUCCGGUUUAGAGGACCGUGAUUUUUAACGUUACUAUAUAUAUAAUAAUGUAGAGGAACAUACGGAAGAAUUCACGGGGAACGAACAGGGGGAAAGCGCUCUUUUUUUAAAAGAAAAAAAAAAAAAAACUCAGUGGAACUGUCCUUAGAGGUAGGAAGUGCGCAGAAGGAAGACAGACACUCCCGAUUGGCUCAAUACAGCGGGAUCGUCCGGUAUCGCGAUCGGGACGUAAGAUGAUUGGAACGGAAGACAAGAAAGCAAAAGAAUGGGAUAGUUACGUCGGCAUGAUACUCCAAAGAAACUGUACCACUGUACAUGCUCCGCGUAUACCUUUUAAAUAUAAGAUUAAAUUUAAUCGUACGCUGUAAGUAAUAAUUAAAAACGAAAGAAAAACAAAAAAAGUAAGAUAAUCGAAGAAUUACCACACACACACUCACACACAAUGGACAUACACAUACAUAUACACACACACAAAGUAAAUAUAUCGAAGAGCAAUGGACUCGAAACGUGAUAUUAGGCCGAAGCUUGCCUCGAGAUUGCUUAAGGACUCACUCAUACUGCACUGCCUGUUUAGGGUUUCGCUAGCGACCCAACAUAUUAUCGGCACAAUAAUUUUUCUUAAGCAACGUAAAAACGAGAAUAAGAAUAACGUUCUUUGAAUCUACGCGCCUUCGGCCAAUAUAACACGGCGAUUGUGUGCACGCGUCCACCGUGUUAGCGAAAUGCUGAUAUACCGGUUAUCCGGAGCCCACCUUCGGUCAUCCUUCUCGAGUUAGAUUAGCGACGCGAGCAUCACGCGCGUAUCCGACGUUCUACGAAUGACGUCGAUCGGGCUCUUUGAAAAAACAAUAAUAAAAAUCAUUCGGGAAAAAAUCUUUCAACUGCCAAUGAAAACGGGGUCCGAGGGUGCGUUCGAUUCAUUUCGUACGAAGCGUUGACGUUAAUUAAAUAAGUAAAACUAGAAUAUUAAUUAAGUGGAGAAGGACGAUCAAUAGAGAUGACCAUCAUCGCCGGAAGGGAGGUGCACGCGUGCACACACGCGUCGAUCAAGCCGAAAUUCGUGUAAUUAGAGAGACGAAGGAGUUACGAAACACGUUACAUACACACGCACACAUACACACAUACACUUGACAAACAUACAUAAAUACGUACACCCGACAUAAAUAUAUACAAGCGACAGACAUGGAACACACAGACGGAGCACACAUAAUACAAGAGAGACGCGUUCUUCGAGACCCACCUAAUUCUCACCAAACGCAUCGGAUCAUCUUGAAUCACGUGAGAUCGGGGGCCGGUGAUCGCCGAUCGCGGGGGGUUCGCUCGGGCGAAACUACGGGCUAAUCAGUGUCGAGCUGCGCGACCUAAACGCGAGAGAAAACGUGUACCCCCUGGGCGAGGGGGUAUAAACCGGCGGCGCGCUCGUUCCUCUUACCCUUUUUUUCUAAUCUUCUCUACACGUGCGACCGUGAAGACGCCCCCACGUGAGAUCGGCCCGGCCCGCGGCUCCCGGCGUUUUACUUUCUUUAUAGUACAAACACUUAUUUAUAUAUACGUACGUAUUAUACAUAUUUAUUAUAAAUAUUAGCAAGGGCCCUACUACUCACGAUUCAACUAUACUUCGACGAACCGUAACGGCGAGGGGGAAAAAAAAAGAAGAAGAUGAGUAAGAAGGAGCGGCGUGGACGCCACCGAAGCGCUCUGUUGUACAAUUUCGUUAAAAUGUGCAUGCGUGCGUGCGUAUCAAGCCGAAUUCGGGCCGAGCGAACGGGCGCGUGCGAACGCGAAUGAACAGCUUGUUUCGAUUAGCGCCGUUAUUAAUAUUCGCGAUUACCGUUCACCGAAGUUGUUCAUUCAUGUUUGGCCAGAUCGCCGAUCUGUUCGGCCUGGAUCUGGCUUGACAUGCGAGAAAAGAAUAUUGCGAGAAUGACGUGGGACGAGUGAAUGGAGUGCGAACGAAGGUAGACUAAAGCCGGAUCUGGACCGAGCAAACGAGCGCGAGCAAACACAAAUGAAUUUAUUUCAAUGAUCGCGAACAUCGCGGCGUAUCGCGAGUGCUGGCGGUGCCAUUCGCACUCACUGAAGCAAGUUGUUUACUUCUUUCGCGUUUGUUCGCGCUUCUCUGCUCGGUACGUAUCCGAUUUUAUACGUGAGCAAAUGCGGCUAUUAAGGCGAUGCUGGCGUCGUCUUUUUUUUUUUACCGAAAAUACAAAAAUACCGUUCUUCUAAACAAUCUCUUUAUACUUUAUAUAUUUCAUUUUACAAAAUUAUAAUUUCUUUUACACAAUUAAAAUACACAUGCUAAUGUGUACGGCUCUGGUCUAUUUUUUUGCCAAAAGUAAAGAAAUAAAAAAAUUGUAGAUUUUCUUAUCGACGUUUACUUCAAAAUGUUGAUCGGAGCUGCUAAUCGUUGAAACUUGAUGAUAAAGUUAUGCAUGUUAUACGCAUGCGCGAAACAAAGGCAGAGCCAGAUAUAAAAUUAAUAAAUAAAUACUGUUAAAUCGUUAGAAUUAAGUUUAGAAGCCUAAUUUAAGAGAAUAUAAUGUUUGCUGAAUUUGUGUACAUGUAUGUACGUGAAAUCUCGAUGUAAUAGUACGUAGAGAUCUGUUGAUGUUUCGUAAAUCGUAUGUAUGUAUGUAUGUAAAUCGUAUGUGUGUAAGACGCGUUCAAUUGGAAAAAAAAAACUGACGACGCCCAGCAUUCCUUUAAAGCAAAGCAGAGAGCAUAAUGUAACAUACACGAUCACGCAAAGAUAACAAAAUGAACAAAAAAAAGGAGUACGAUAAAAGUUAAGAAAUAACGGAGGUGACACGAAAGAGUACCAAUAUUCUAAAGUAAUUCUAAUGGUUGAAUUAAUAAUUUGAUAAUUAAUUGAUAUUGUAAAUCGUAAACGACGUAGCGUGUAGCGUAUUAAUCAACGAGAACGACGAAUGCGGCGAGUAUUCAUUAAUUAAUCAUUAUAUCCGCGCGGGAGUUUAUUGCGAUGUGAGAUAGUACACGGAAGGACGGGGGAGGAGGUGCUGAAGGACUCGCGCCGGCAGAAUGGUACCAAUUUUUAUCGUCAAUCGCGUAAAAUCGUUAAUAUGUUACUAGCGGUAAACGUAUUUGGAUGCAUGAGAUGUAUGUAAUGUUGGGGAUGUAAGAGAACAGAUCUCCGUCGACUUAACGUUCACCGUAGACGUUGGGGAAACGUUUUUGAUAACGUGAUUAUAAUACACGCUUCGUAAUUAUACAUUAUACACGAGAGACACCCUCUCCCCCUUCUGGAUGGAUGCGGCAAAAGGAAGAAUCAUGUACGCGAGAGAAGGUGAUCUAACCAACCGACUUGUAGAUGUAUAAGUAACGUGUAGAUAUAUCAUAGUUAGAUACAACGAUCUCAAGAGGUCACGCAGUGUGAACGAGCGAUAAUGUGCGAGAAUGAGAGAGACGAAGAGGGAUAAAGAGAUGAGAAAGAAUGAAUGUGUGUGCGCGUGCGUGUGUGAAUGUUAGUGUGUGUGAGAAAGAGAGAGAGAGAGAAAGAUUGAAAAAAUAAUGAGAAACUAAAAGAGAAAAUGAACGAUUCUCGGCGUUAUACGUGAACCUGUCAUACGGCGUGGCAGGUUCAGACGAUAAAACUAAUAUCUUUGAAAAAGUAUCCGAAAUAUGAGGGAGAUCAUGAGGUUGUGAGAGAAAGCACUGUAUGUGUGUAUGCGUGUGUCUGAGAGAGAAAGAGAGGAAAAGAAAAAUAAGAGAAAUGGCAAUUUCGCUUGAAACGGCAUAUUUAUGGAUAAUAUGGUUGAAUCGUGAAUCUGUUUGUAAAACUUUAUCACACGUCACGACGGUUCCGUUCGUCCUGAGUUCCUUCUUCGCGAUUCGUAUGGAUUUACGUUCUGUCAUCGUCAUCGCGCACCUUUUGCGUUCGCGAUAUACUCGUCGUUAUAUCUUCGCUGCGCUGCCGCACACGCAUGCAAAACUCGCGCGUGGCCGCGAGCGACCGCCGUGAUUCGUGGAUUAAUUAAUUAAUUAAUUAAGCGUUUCGUUCGUUAUAUAUGUACCUGAAAGCCAGUCGCGGUUUCGGGUACGCUCAUUGCCCGAAAUUGCUCGAGCGAAAUUCGUGAGCCCUCGAAGCAGGACGUUCGCGAUUUUUGGAGAGUCGGCGAUUUUUGGCAUCGCGAAUCAGCCGUGUGCAUCUUCAUUCGUCACGUGACCAGAAACGUGCGCUUAUUUCGCUUACUAAUGAGUUCGUGUACAAACUGUAGAUAGCUAUAUAUAUUAUAUAUACAUAUAUUGGAAAAAUACAUAAAUUGCUAAAGCUGUAGCUGUUAUAUAAUAUGUAUGAAAGGCGAUGAACGUGAUGAUAAUCCGUAAUUAUAGAUAACCGCGUGAAAAAAUUUAUUGUAGCUUGCGAUCUUAUCGUUAAAUCACGAACGCAUUCUGAUCACAGUCCCGCGAAACCUUGGAAAAAUAUUCACAACGCGUUUGCAAUGACAAAUAUUCGAGUCUUCGGCGUAUUUAAAUUACAAAGAAGCGCAACAGCGACGAUGCUGCUUCGAGGUAUACAGCAUUCGCGCCGAAUAAUACGUGAGAAAUGAUAAUUUGACGUGAAAUAUACAUGCUAGUGUCGUACGAUUCGAGAUAUCGGUCGAACGUCAUUCCCUUCGGUCGACGCGAAAUACAUAUUCGAGUCGAAUUCAAUGGCUCUCGGGUACUACGUUCUGCUUGGAUCUGCGACCAUCCAUACGCGCUUUGGCUUAUUUGAAAUCUUUAAAAUAUGAUAUUUUUUGCGAUACAUAACGUUAUCGAAUAUUUCACCUUUCGCAAUCGCGUAGCAGAUCUAUGCGCUCUCGUCGAAACUCUCGUGAAGAUCGUCGCAGUUCCAAGCACGGCUCUCAUCUUCGAGUGCUCUCGCAUCAUCGUACACCGGCACAAUUGCUAUUGUAACGAUAUUUAUUGCGCCAAAUUGAAUUCGAGGAAAGGAGACAGAGCAGAUAUGUUUACUUCCUUUUUCCAUUAUUCUCUUAUUUUUAAUAUUAAAUUCGUUUCUUUUGUUGAGUCAUCGGAAUGUACCUUCACACUCGUAAUCAUUAGCCUUUUCACGCCACUGACAUCGAAUCGCUUCUACCCACGCAUGUAACGUUCUUCUGUAUCGUCUGUAUCUUCACUUCCGCUUAUUCUCGACUGUAAUCCGCCGUCGGACUUGUACACGGUGCGUUGAACCGUUUCGUUGUCACUUUCGCGAAUGCUCGUUGUUCACCUCCAUACCCAGUUUGAUUGAUUGAUCUAUGCUUUCUCGCGAGCCCCCCCACGAGAACUCUAAGACGUACUAACUUAGGACAAAUUGUAGACAAUUUAUUAUUAAAUAAAAUGAAAAAUAAAUCGACAUUUGAAACGAAA